AUGAAUAUUGUAUCUCAGUCUGUGCCCUGCCUGCCGACAGUAUUUAAGUUGGGGCUCGUAACCCCGGAUACCCCAUCAUUCCCCUUUGGUGGGGAGGGAGAGGGGGAGGGAGCACACGACAGCAAGCGGUUACGAAGCUCACAAGUUCAGAAGGAAGGAGCACCACACACCAUGGAUUCUCAUAUCCCCACACCCACCUUGACAAAUUCGCCGGGGUCACCCUCGGAGAUGGAGUACUCUUACGAAGAAUUCGAAAGGUAUUUGCCGCUUUCAAGCUUCCCGACACCACCGCUCUCCGAUCCGUACUCUCCAGAGCCACUGGCAGGACUCAAUUUUGAGGAUGCCUUGAGUCCGGAGCUUUAUGGUGGGUCCCAAAUCCUUUUCCCUUUGACAUACGUCAUUCCACUCUCUGUUUUCGUCCUAACAUCCAAGUGGCAGGCCCUGCAAGUUACCUUUGCAGUAUGUUGCCGAAGAAUGCAUCCCGCGAAGCUCCCUCGACACACCUGCUACAGUCUAUCCUACAACGGGCCAAUGUUACUAUGGAAGUUGUGGGUCUGGCGAGCUGCAUCUUGGAUUGUUUGUCUGGCCAGUUUGUGCGUCGGUGGAGACAGGAAUAUUAUGCAGCAGAGGGAUCUACCGAGCGAUGUGAGGUUCUUGCUGUAGCUGCUUUGUGCAUUGCACUGAAAUUUCUGGAAGAUACCGUUCGUUCCCCCCCCCCCCCCAAUCCAUGAGAAAUGUGCAUUUCCGGAAAAAUAAAAAUAGAAAAAAAAUUGGUCGGUGCAUCGUGCUGACAUGAGGAAAUAGUCGUUAUCAUCCAAGAUGUGGGCCUGUGACAUUUGUGGCGAUAGAUUCUCACCGAGAAUGCUGAGCGUUACCGAACGGCUCAUCCUUGGAGAUGUGGGCUUUUCCAUUGCCGGGAUUUGCACAGCCGAGCUGAUCCAGUUUUCAAUCAAUGAGAUGAAGCGGCACUCCAGGACUACUCCAAAAGCCAAAAGGCCAUCAUGUCCAACUGGGGCGGAAUCCUCACCUUCCAAACAGUUCACCAAGACGACGUUUCCCCGGUUGUCCGAGCUGGGCUCGUUCGUUGAUGACACUUUGGUUGACCUACCAGUGUCUAUUCCUUAGAAAACCCGAGCAUAUUACCUGGCGUUGAGCACUAUUUCAUCUUGCUUUUUUUAUAUUAUUAUUCCCUUUUUAUGAUUCCUCUCUUCUCUUUGAAGUAUGGUGUAUUUGGGAGUUUUGAUAUUUUUUAAGGGGUCCAGCGAUUCCAUACGAUACCUUGCUUUUCUAAUUUUUUUUUUUAAUUACCCCGUCCGCAGUCAUGGUUUACGAAUCAUGCCUAGCAUUUGCAUCGCCUGCGACAAAUUCCCCCUCAGGGCUCUCUUCAUCGUUCUCUUUACUAUCAAAAAUACCAUAUGCCCUUGUAAUGUCUCGUCCUUUUUUUUUUUUGGAGGUCAUAUAUCUUUGUCGUUUCGGCGUUUUAUGGUUACAAAGGCACAUACCUUUUUUUUUUCCUCUUUGGGUGUGAUGGAAGAGUUGAGUUGAGUGGAUGGAGGCUUCUCCUGUGAGAUAAGCAGAGGGGGCCAGUGAGAGGCAGGUUUCAGAUGACCUGCGGUAGUGGGUAGAUAGACAAAUAACUCAGCUGAAAGUUGUCUGAUCAAAUAUUUGUUGUAUGAUUUCUAUUGGCGAUCAAGUAUCGGGAAUCCUAACCGAUAUCCGAAACGUAUUGGGGUAGCGGAAUCUGCGUUGUAACCUUUCUGUGGUGAUCCGGUGCGGUACUGUAUGAUACCGGUACUGUGCCUAGAGGCAGAAAAAGGCAGAUGUCUCCCAUGCUGCUCCAGCCCUAUGCCCUGAUGAGCCAAUUGCUUCGAGCGGCCUCGUAUCCUAACAUCCCC
Molecule: messenger RNA, 1895 nt
Organism: Tuber aestivum (summer truffle)
Lineage: Eukaryota; Fungi; Ascomycota; Pezizomycetes; Pezizales; Tuberaceae
Source: the annotation of a GenBank genome assembly